Dothidotthia symphoricarpi CBS 119687 is the source of this 1362-nucleotide messenger RNA. Its product is annotated as cytosolic Fe-S cluster assembling factor cfd1. The record is from RefSeq and is a predicted model, not a curated record. The transcript is spliced from 2 exons. The coding region runs from base 257 to 1177 and encodes 306 amino acids. Lineage: Eukaryota; Fungi; Ascomycota; Dothideomycetes; Pleosporales; Dothidotthiaceae. Gene Ontology annotation, biological process: iron-sulfur cluster assembly. Gene Ontology annotation, molecular function: ATP binding; ATP-dependent FeS chaperone activity; 4 iron, 4 sulfur cluster binding. Gene Ontology annotation, cellular component: cytosol.
UUCGCGAGACCAACUAGAUAGACUUUAUCAUUUGGUACUUGAGACAUGUCAAAGACAUGCAUCGACCCAUGAGGAUGUGCCACUGAACCCUUGGGGCGUGCAGAAAGCCUCAUUCGCUGAUCCCUGCCUCCGAUCCCGCCGCCACUUCCACCGAUAUCGAUUUCAAAGCACUGUACCAACCUCACAGUCACAAUGCUACGACCCACACCACCGCCCUUCCUAUACACACCGACGCGUGCACCCGACUGAGUCCAAGAUGCCGCUCGAAAACAUCCAGAACAUCAUUCUCGUCCUCUCCGGCAAAGGCGGGGUAGGCAAAUCCAGCAUCACCACGCAGCUCGCCCUGACGCUCUCGUUGCAAGGCCACACGGUUGGCGUUCUGGACAUCGACCUUACAGGCCCAUCCAUACCGCGAUUCUUUGGGAUAGAAGACAAGAAGGUCAGGCAGGCACCUGGGGGUUGGAUACCGGUUGAGGUUCACGGGCGGCAGAAGUUGCCCACACACACAAACCAAGAUGGAGCGCAAGAAGUGGGGGAGCUAUCAUGCAUGUCUCUAGGCUUUAUUCUUGCCUCCCGCAGCGACGCAGUUAUCUGGCGUGGCCCCAAGAAAACCGCAAUGGUGCGUCAAUUUCUCACUGACGUGCUGUGGCCGCGCCUUGAUUACUUGCUCAUCGAUACACCACCUGGUACUUCGGAUGAGCACAUCUCACUUCUCGAGACCCUCUUGAAACAAACGGCCGGGACCAAGCAACUUGCUGGCGCCGUCAUCGUGACAACGCCACAAGCCAUUUCAAUAUCCGAUGUCAAGAAGGAACUCAAUUUCUGCAAAAAGACGGGGAUCAGAGUGCUGGGUGUGGUGGAGAAUAUGGCAGGGUUCGUGUGCCCGAAUUGCAGCGAAUGCACGAAUGUGUUCUCAAAGGGGGGUGGAGAGGUCAUGGCGAGGGACUUCCAAGUGCCAUUUCUAGGGAGUGUACCGAUCGAUCCAGCGUUUGUGCAGUUGAUUGAAGAAGGGACAAGGCCUGUGUAUCCGAAGGGGACUAUCGUUGAUGGAAAAGAGGUAUUAGCAGCAAAAGGGGGGGAGGAGUCGUUGGUGGAUAAGUAUCGAGAUUGCUCGUUGGCGCCGAUGUUUGAUGGGUUUGUGACACGACUGGUCAAUGAUAUCCGGAGUAGGAGCUAGACACGAGAUUGUGAGGACUGGAUAAUCAAGGCUUUAACGAACAUACCAAAUUCCACGUAUUCAUGACCGGUGAUUACGAUACUCGAGGUGCUCCGUUUCCUCACUUCUUGAGCACUCGACCUUUAUCACUCCACUCCCGCACACACUUGCAUCCCGAACUGCCUUUCGCAGCCUUGUUAUACUCG